Molecule: messenger RNA, 822 nt
Organism: Plasmodium gonderi
Lineage: Eukaryota; Apicomplexa; Aconoidasida; Haemosporida; Plasmodiidae
Product: variable surface protein
Exons: 3
Coding region: 1-822 (273 amino acids)
Source: RefSeq, a predicted model, not a curated record
AUGGGAAAAUCAUUUUAUACUCUUGUAUCUUUAUUUCCUAUAUAUAGUAAUAUUAUGGAUAAAUUUAAAAAUAUGUCUCCAUCAUCUGUAUGGCAAGAAGCUUGUUCUGAUGAAAAAAAUGGAAUUUCAAUAAAUACGACAACGUGUUACCAGACGUUUUUGUUUUUAUCUGAGUUACAAUCGAUGAAUCAUGAAACGUUAAUAGAAGCGGGCUGCAAUUAUUUGUAUUAUUGGUUAGAGAAUAAUAGUGGGGGAACAUAUUAUAAUCAGGAAAAUACAAAUCUAUUUUAUAAAUUUCUCACAGUGUAUGGUAAGUCAUUGUUAAAAAUACCACAUAAAUGCAAGGCACAUAAUGUAUUUAUUACAAUGAGCGAUUCUAUAAUUCUGAAACUCAUAGAUGAUAUGUAUACAGAAUAUAAUAGUUUAAAUUGGAGAAAAAUGUACGAAAUGGGUGAAAAUAUAUUAAUGAAUUUUUAUAGUAAAGCAGAUUUGUUUAUAAGUCAGUAUAACGAACAUAUUGAAACUAAUGAGAUGGCAAGUAGUGAAAUUAGAGGUAUCCCUGUAUCUGAAAAAGAAAACUCUUGCAAAACUAAUAUAUUAUUUCCCAUAGUAGUUACAUUUGUAGUGACGACAUUGUCAUCUAUAUUGUUAUUUAUUUUUUUUAAGUUUACAGCAUUUGGCCCUUCUCUAAUCUAUAAAAUAUUCAGGAAAAGAGAUUACUUGAGUAAUAUACAUGGAAAAAGAAAUGAAUUGCAACAUUCUGUAAUAUCUGAAUGUACAUUAAAUAAUACAAGAUAUAAUGUAUUAUAUAAUUGUGAUUAA